GUUAUGGCGGAGGGCACACCCGCACCAUCUGGCACAUGGGAUGGAAUGAGCCCCAAGGAUCGCCGUAGACGUUUCGCAUCAGCCAUCAGGGCCUUCCUCUCUAUUCUCUGCAUAAAGGGAAUCAAAACAGAAAAUGUUGUGCGACAUUACAUAGCACAAAAAAGUCUCCAUGGCUCUCUUUCUUCUCUCCCUCCUAUCCAAUUUCGAUGAUCGCCAGCGUAAAACGGUGUAGUUCAUCAGACAUUUGGUAUCAGAGCCUCGUCACUAGGAGGACUUCGGAGAUAACGGGGCCCAUCAGCCUGCAGGAGAAGUCAACCAGAGACGACAAACAGCUGCGGCGCGCUAGUCGUGCAACGCAUGAUGUGCGAUACCGGUGGUGCAUGACCUAUGAUUACUCACACGAACUACGCCGACUGGGCUCUCAUGAUGAAGAUCAUGCUGGAUGCAUGCUAGCUAUGGGUCAUGUUUAAUGACGGAAUGCUUGAACGGGAGACUGAUCGCACGGCAAUGGAGUGCAUGCUAUGGUCUGUUCCGCUGGAGAUGCUGCCCACUCUCACACCGUGAAAGCCAUGACCAAAGGACGCCUGGCAGAGAAUCAAGACAAUGCGGCUCGGAGUGAGCCGUGUGUGCAAGGCCAAGGCGACAUGAUUCACUGGCAGUACGUAGCGAUCAGACACAACAAUGAUGAAAGCAUCAACGAUUUUGGUGAGCCUGCCAUCAUCCAUAUGUACCUCUCGCUCAUGCCUAAGGCGUACUUCCAGAUGGCAUGUGCGAUCAAGAUGCUGGUCACCUCAACAUCCUAGCUCUCAGUGAGCUAAUCCGGCGUCUCAAGACCAUUGAGGAGUGGUACGAGCUGGACCAGCACCUUGUGCAUGGAUGCAGCAGCAUCAAGCUAGUACCCACGAAGGAGUAGUGGUCUGUGCGAAUGAAACAGUGGGACGACAACGGCUCGACUAAGAGCAGUGAUCAUGGACGACAUGGCAAGCUCCGUUGGUCUGGUCAUGGAGGACGGUCUUCAGGCGGUAGUGAUCGCACUGUCAACUGCGACGACAAGUCAAAAGACACAUGCCAUUACUACGGCAAGGUUGGCCACUCGGCACGGGAGUGCCCAAAAACGCAACGAGAUGAGGCACACAUCGCUCAGGCCGGUGGCCAAUAAGUAGGCUUGCUGAUGCACAAGUUUGAGGGCUCACCAAGACUGCCACCGGCAAGACGCCGACAAUAGUGUCCGCUACGUCGACGAUGCAACACGGUACACCGGCAAGACUUCCUUGUGCUCAUGAACGAUGCUGUUAUGAUGCAACUUGUAUUAUCAGGAGGCCAAAGCCAACAUAUAUACACAUGCAUGAGGAUGCCAAAAGGCUACAAGAGAAUUCCGAAAGACUAGAAUGCAAAAGGCCAAAAGACAUCAUUAAUAUAACUCUAGCAUACCCCCCCCCCCCCCUCAAACUCAUGGUAGAUCUAUAACACUGAGUUUGGGAAGGUGAAAUCCAUGUUGCGCUCUGGUCUGGGCCUUCGUGAAGAAGUCUGCUAGCUGUAACUCAGAAGGCACAUACUGAAGAGCAACAACAUGUCCUGCACAACAGCACGCACAUAAGAAGCAUCAACACCAAUAUGCUUGGUAAGCUCAUGCUUCACGGGAUCCCGUGCAAUACUGAUAGCACCUGUAUUGUAUGACAAGUGGGUGGUAGGUGUAGUAACAUAAACACCAAAAUCCUCCAUCCUCCAGUAAACAUUGUAACCAAGUCACCUCUGCCGUCAGAAGAGACAUAGCUCGUAUCUCAGCCUCUGCAGUCUGUUUCUUCAUCUUCCAGGCAAUGAGAGAACCACCAAGAAAAACACAGUAAACAGAAAGUGAACGGCGAUCCAUAGGAUCACUAGCCCAUGUAGCAUCCAAAUAGGCCUGGAGCUGUAAUGAGUUGGAGCGGGGAAAGAAAGGACGGUGAGAGAUCGUGCCACGAAGAUAUCGAAAAACACGAACAAGGUGACUAUAGUGUACCGAAGUGGGAGAAGAAAUAAACUGACUCAAGAUAUGGACAAGAUAGCAGAUAUUCGGACGAGUGACAGCGAGAUAGACAAGACUGCCAACAAGUUGACAUUAACGUGUCGGAUCAGAUAGGGGCUCACUAUCAGAAGCGCGAAGGUGAACAUUGAGCCCCAUAGGAGUCUCAUGAGUGCGCUCAUCACUAAGAGUCGCACGAGUAAGAAGAUCAUGGAUAUACUUUUCUUGAGAAAUAAAAAAGGCAUCAGAGGUGGAGGAAACCUCAAUCCCAAGAAAAUGAUGAAGAGGACAAAGAUCGGACAUAAGAAACUGCUCACUGAGACGGGCCUUGACAAAGGUAAUGUACUCAGGGUCGUUCCCAGUGAUGAUCAUGUCAUCAAUAUAUAGAACAAGAAGAGUCCGGCCACGAGAUGAAAGGUGAACAAACAGCGCCGGAUCAUGAGAACUCGCUGAAAAACCAGCGGCUGUCACCACAUAGGCAAAACGCACAAACCAGGCGCGAGGGGCUUGCUUAAGGCCAUAAAGAGAGUGACGAAGACAGCAUACCAUGCCAUUAGGAACAGAAUACCCGGAUGGCGGCUGAAUAAAACCUCCUCACACAACUCACCAUUAAGAAAAUCAUUCUUAACAUCAAGCUGAGGAACUAACCAAUGACGAAUAGAGGCCACAACGAGAAGUGUGCGGAUAGUGGUCAUAUGGGCCACAUGAGCAAAUGUUUCAUCAUAAUCACGACCAUGCUCCUGCUGAAAGCCACGAGCCACAAGACGAGCUUUGUAACGCUCAAGAGAACCAUCGAAGCGAGUCUUAACCUUGUAGACCCACUUACAAGUGAUGGGACGAACACCGGGAGGAAGAGAAACAAGAUCCCACGUACCGGUGCGCUCGAGAGCAGCAAGCUCCUCUGCCAUCGCAAACUGCCAUUCAGGAUGAAUAACAGCAUCGCGAUAAGAGGUAGGCUCAAGUACAGCAGCGAGACCAUAUCGACAAGGAAAAUAGCGGUUAGGGGGAGGGCAAGGCCGAGCCGGAAGACCAUAAGUCGACUGGGAUGAGGAGGACGACGCACCAGAAUUAGAUGGCACGUCAGUGGAUUUACCACAACACGUGGAUGACGAGUAUAAUGGAAAGGAAUGGAGGGAAGUGGUGGAGUCACUUGAGGUGGAGACGAGGAAUGUAUCGAUGAUGAAGGUGGAGAAGGGGAAGGUAUCAAUGAUCAAGGUGGAGAAGGGGAAGAUAUCGGUGAUGAAGGUGGAGAGUCAUGGGAUGGAGGAGAAGAAUCCGUAUGAGAGGACAGCGUCGGAUUUGCAACAGCAGGACGAGAAAUAGGAAUACUAGGCACAGAGGGGGGUGUAUCCGAAAACGUAAGAAAAGAGAUGUCCUCCGCUGAAAAAGCCACGGAGGAUGGACGCGGGUAGAAGGGACGAGACUCAUCAAAAGUUACAUCCCGGAAAAUACGCAUUCGGCGAUUGAGAUGAUCCCAACACCGAGCCCUUAGGCUCAUCACUGUAUCCAAAAAAGACACACUCAACAGACUGAACGGUCAGUUUGGUGCGUUCACAAGGAGCAAGCAAAACAUAGCAAACACAACCAAACAAACAAAGCGCUGAAUAAUCAGGAGGAUGACCAAAAAGCUCGAGAGCAAUACCACCCUGUAGAGCAGUAGAAGGCUGAAUGUUGAUGAGAUAGGUGAAAGUGGUAACAGCCUCAGCCCAAAAGUGAGGCGGAAGAGAGGCGGCGAUCAUCAUCGCACGCGCCGUCUCAAGGUGACGAUCCUUGCGCUCAGCCACACCAUUCUUAGCAUGAGCACCAGGGCAAGAGAACCGAGUUAUAGUACCCUGCUCAGCAAGAAAUCCUCGCAGCGCAUGAGAGAUAUACUCACCAGCUGAAUCUGCGCGAUAAACAUGAAUAGGAGUGGAAAACUGGGUAUGGACCAUGGCAGUAAAUUUUUUGUAUAUAGAUAGAACUUGACUACGAGAAGACAUGAAAUAGAUCCAAGUCUACCGAAAAAAAACGUCUAUAAAGAUAAUGUAGUAGUGAUGACCCCUUUCGAAGCGCAUGGAGCCGGACCCCAAACAUCAGAGUGAACGAGAUCAAAAGGACACUCAGACACUGACUCACUGUGAGGGUAGGGCAGCUGAAUCUGCUUACCAAGUGUACAACCUAGACAAUCCAACGAAGCGUUACCGGAGACGGACCCCAGAACGUUGCUAUGAACCAAAGACGAGAGGCGAGAACCACAUAAAUGGACAAGACGAUGAUGCCAAUGUUGAAAAGAGCUGGUAGAUGCAGCAAUAGGGGCUGUGAGACUGGCGGCGGCGGCAACGGAGGGAAGACGAAGCCAGUCAAGCUCCCAGAGACCAUCAGAGCGUCGAGGGCCAGCACCAAGCAGAGCGCCCGUACUACGAUCCUGAACAGAACACGAAUCAAAGUCGAGAAUGACCCUACAACUAGAGUCAACAAUCUGACCACCAGAUAUGAGCUACAUGGUAAGUCGAGGAACAUGAGCUACAGAGGGAACAUGCAUGAAGAAGUGCUAAGAGUGCCUGGACUAGCUACAGGGAGGGGAGUGCCAUCAGCUGUAAGAACAUGAAUGGGAGACUCGACGAGUCGAAUGGAGGUCAAAGUAGAAGAAUCAUAAGUCAAUGGAAACAUGCUCCAAUAUCAAUAAUCCAUGGUUUCUCAGUGCCAAAAGAGUCAGUCACGAAACAUGCAGAACCUCUCGGUGAAGAAUCCCAAGCAGCAAGCAGGCAUCGUAGCUGCGCAAGCUCAUGCGCAGACAGGGACACGACAGAAGAGGCCGACGAUGAGCAGUCGCCACCACCCGUGGAAGCCGUGUGUAGAGUCGAUCGAGAGAAACGAGUCGACGUAGAGCGGUCACCGUCAUGCGCGGAAGACAUGAGGAGUCGACAUAGAGCUGUCACUAUCGCGCGUGGAGGCCGCGAAAGGAGUCGAUGUAGAGCGGUCACCGCCGCGUGAGGAAGCCGCGAGAGGACUCAACGUACAACGGUCAUCGCCGUGCGCGGAAGGAGGAGUCGACAUAGAGCGGCCACCGCCGUGCAUGGAAGCCACACUCAAUGCACUGAGCGACGGAGAGUGGCAUGUGAGUGAAAGCCACCGGCAGAGUCGACGAAGAGUAACCACCACCACAUACGGCCGCCGCCGUAAGAGACGAUGUAAAGCGCCCAUAAUCAUGUGCGGAAGUCAUCAAACGAGUCAACGGAGAGCGACCAUAGGCGCGGUCGGAAGCUGCGAGCGGAGUUGUGGAAGAGCAACCAUCACAGCGGCAUUUUUUUUUCAGAGUACGUAAUUGGACAAAGGAGCUCAGCCAAAACGAACGAACUGACAAAAGGCAGCCCACGCGAACUUAGCCCAGCCGAACAGACAAAACUAGCCUUAAAAAGCAGAUUUGGUGGGCGGCUCGAUUGAAUCGGCAGGGAGAGCAGCACGCGCUGGUUCGAACUCGAGCGCACGCGCACACGCAAGAAGCAGCGGCCGGCGGAGCAGCUGGACGGGAGUAGGCAGCGCCCAGGAUCUGGUUGGCCGGGGCCGGGCGGCGCGGUUGGCCGGAUGGCGACCCGGGCGGCGCGGACGACCGGAGAGCGCCCGGAUGGCCGGAUGGCAGCGCGGACGACCGGAGAGCGGCCAGAUGGCCGGAGACCUUGGAGAGAAGCCGAUCCGGCGAGUAGCACGUCCUGAAGGGCGUCGGCCAGGGACUGGUCCGGCUACCAGCAACGUCAUGGAGACUGCUGCGGAAGACCAGCAGGCGGAGAAAGGCUGCUGGAGUCCAGAUGAGCAGCGGCAGCAGCAAGAGAAGACGAACAGACGGGAAAAAAAUCCGAUCAGAAUGACAGACGAGUUGCGGCGUCACGGGAUGAUCUAAAACCUAGGCAAUGAUACCAUGUUAUGAUGCAACUUGUAUUAUCACAAGGUUAAAGCCAACAUAUAUACAUAUACAUGAGGAUGUGAAAAGGCUACAGGAGAAUGCCAAAAGACUAGAAUGCAAAAAGCCAAAAGACAUCAUUAAUAUAACUCUAACAGAUGCAACACGGUAUGUGGGGAUCACAUUUCUGGGGUCGAAGGACAAACUUAUGACAGUGAUCAUGCAAAUUUGGGCUGGAGCUGAAUCGGAGUCUGGCAAGUUGAAUGUGCUGCUGACGGACUGCGGCGGCAAGUUCCCAACUUGUUCAUUAACAGCGUACAUCGUCGAGAUAGGCAUCAGGAGGCAUUGCAUUGUGAUGUACUGGCCCCAGCAGAACGGUAUCCCGUAGCGCCCUAACAUUGUAUAAUUGAUUGAGGGAAGGUGAUGACCUUCCUAAGGGCUAUAUAUCUCUAGCCGGUCUCGUUUUAGAGGAGUAAAUGGCCGAAUAAAACGUUGUCCAAACUCAAAGUUCCACCGACCGUUGGCGCUGUGCAGGUGCACGGUCCGGGGCGUCUCAAGAAAUUGGUGGCCCCGGGCGAAAACCAAAAUGUGGCCCAAAAUUUCAAACAAUUCACAUAACAGAAGAACUAAUAUGUGUAAAGCUUACACUCACUUUAUUAUAUAAUUUCAGGUAUGUUAUAUUUGUACCUUGCUUAGGCAUUUUAUCGAAUACUAAUGCUAAAAAGGUAAAGGGAUAGCAAAGCAAUAAGCUAGCCUCCCGUUCUACCAAAAAGGAGCAUCCGUCUAGUAUUUCAUAGUUGGGAGUCUCUCACCAAAUAUCUAUCAAGGGCACCCAUUAGAGAUCGAGCCUCGACUUCUGGUCUUUGUUUUUUUUCCUAAUUCUAGUAGACAUGAUGAAGAUUCAGAAACAAAAUAUCAGAAAUUAUAAGUGAUCAUCGAUCAGAUGGAGUCUAAUUAGUUUUAAAUAGUAAAGAUUGCUACAAUGACACGAUCAUUCAAAUACAAAUAACAAAAUUUUUAUAAGGAACCUUGCUCAUGUGGAGAUUAAAACACACUCCAUAGUCUAGCGUCGAUGUAUUCCUCAAUAUUGAUCAAAGCAACGAACGGAACCAUGGUCCUCAGCUGUUCCGUCUUCGUGGUAGCAAGACGAUCAGUCAAUGGGAUUGGAUGGGAGGCAACCGGUUUGGUGCUUCCUCAAUCAAUAAUACUACACGUACAGCAUAUUCAUACAAAGCUUUACAGGAUGACAACGUGGCCUAAUCUAAUUGCUCCCCCCUGAUUUUCAGGGUGGGGUCAUCCCCCUUAAUCAGAUUCCAACCAAUCAGUAUCCACUCUUUCGAUCGUGCCAUUGGGCCUCUAACCUUCUUUGUUGUAAGUCUGCUAUUUGGGUUUCUAGCAGCCCAGACGCCCAGUAUAAUAAGCAGCAAAGAAACCAUGUAGUCACGACUCAUGUACACGUACGUUUCCCUCAACAACAAAAAAAUGUAAUCCGCUCGUGACGGCUGUCUCGCUGGUUCUGGCGACUUCUUGGCGUCUCUGUACGCGACCUCGUCGGCAACUCUUGCCGUUCAAUCCCCAUCCAAUCUUCCACAAAAUAAACACACAACAAUCCUAAUUCCUUUUCCUCCCAUCUAGAGUCUAAUUCCAGUCCUAUUCUAGCGACUGUGAGAGCUCUGAACAGAUCUGAGUUGGAAUAAGUGAGUGAGGAACAGAAAGGAUUUCAGGAGCAAGAUCUGGUGUGUGUGGCGGCGGCGGCGGAUUUGGGGGUGUAGAGGGGACUGCUCGGGAGUGGUGAACCCAGCUGCUCCCAGCUGCAAUGGGGGACCUGAAGGCAGUAUACCUUGGAGGAGUGGAGGGCAAGCUCAAGAAUCUGCAGCUAUCCGAAGCGGAGAAGAAGGGGAUCAAGAUUGGCAGGAAGCAGGCAUGUUCCUCACAGGUGAGCAAGCUACAGGCAGUAGGUAAACUAAUUUCAGAGAGACCUGCUAGGGCAGAACAUGUGGGAAGAACCUUAGGGGGAGUCUGGAGUCCAUUAUUUGGAGUGGAAUGCAAAGACCUGGGCAGAAAUCGAUUUUUGUUUAUUUUCCAACAAAGAGCUGACAAGGAAAAAGCACUAGAUGCUGGACCAUGGAGAUUUAACAACGACCUGUUGAUGAUGGAAGAUUUCAUGCCUAGUAAAACAAUAGAUGAAUAUGAAUUCAGGACAAUACCGAUAUGGGUCAGAGCGUAUGGCAUCCCAAUGGGGAUGAUGAGCAAAGAAACAGGAGAUUUGAUAGGAGAACAAAUUGGAAAAGUCAUUGAUGUAGACCCAGAAAUUUGUGGUGAUUCUAUGGGAGCAUUUAUGCGGAUCAAAGUGAGAAUAGAUAUCACCGUGCCAAUUAUGAGGUUUGUAACAUCUUUUAUUGACGAUGAGGAAGAACAAGAGCAGGAAAAUGUAAUGAUACCUGUGGGAGAUGAUGAGGAGAUAGAACUAAGGAGAAAGAAGAGAGAAAUGGAGGAAAAAAUUGUCUCCUUCACAUACGAGUAUCUUCCUGACUUCUGCUACAGCUGUGGAAUUAUUGGACAUACUGAGAAAUCAUGCCCAACUAGAUCUAGAAGAACAGGGUCCAGACAGUUUGGGCCAUGGUUGCGUGCAAAUAUUUACAUGGGGAGCUCGAGUGAAGAAAGAAGUAGGGGUUCGAAUGAUAAAGGGAAAUUUUGGCCAAGCAAUAGUGCAGGAAAUAAGGGGAGCGGACAAGGUAGUGAUGGGCCGUCGUGGCGAAGGAAUGUACCAAGUGGAGAUGACGAGGAAGGGGCAGGAAGGAAUGAAGGAAAAGAAGUGACAAACCCUUUCACGUUAAAGGAGUGUGAGGACCAAGGAGCAGGGGAGAGAAAGAGAUUGGAUUCCAACGAAAAAGUGGUAGAAGAGCCCUCUAGAAAGGAACAAACACUUGCAAUAGAAUCGAGUAAGGCUGAAGAGGAAAAUAACACUACCACAAAAGCAAAUCGUGUUUCAAAAGGAUGCGGUCAAACGGAGAUCAAUCAACAAGAAAGCAACGAAAUAACAAAUCAAGUAGAAACGAGGACAGGGAUGAAGAUGAAGGAAUUACAGAAAUAUGCCAAUGAAGGUGACAUACUAAUGGAAAAGAAGAAGGGAAGAACAGUCAAAAUUAUGAGACAGGAUAGAGCGAAUAAAACACAAACUCAAGUGAAUAUGGCCACAGAAGCAAAGAAGCGUGGUGCAGAUGAUAUGGAAAUUGACAUGGAGCCAGUCACUGAGAAAAAGAUGAAAAUGGAAGUAGAGAUAAAUGCCACGACCGAUGAAGGGAGAACUGGGGAAGCAAAUACCAAGGCCGCAGAACCCAAAUUUGAUGUGAAAGCGGGAUUGGCGAACCAAUCCCGCGAGGCCAAAUGAGGAUCACGGCUUGGAACUGCCGGGGGUUGGGGAACGGCCCGACAGUGAGAGGGCUUCUGGAUCUGCAGAAGCAGGAGGACCCUGAUAUUCUUUUCUUGUCAGAAACCAAACUGAAUGGAAGGAAAAUGGAAAAUCUGAAAUGGCGAUUGGGAAUGAAUAACCUAGUGACGAGGGACUGUGAAGGAAAAAGUGGAGGCCUUGCACUCUUAUGGAAGAAAGAUAUUCAAGUGGAACUCCAUAACUACUCCAGAUAUCAUAUAGAUGUGGUGAUAACUGAAGGAGAUGGUUUCAGAUGGAGAUUUACAGGAAUUUAUGGUGAACCUACUACUGAAAAGAAGAACAUAACUUGGAAAUUACUGAGUAUUCUGAAUCAACAGCUCAACCUACCGUGGCUUUGCGUAGGUGACUUUAAUGAAA
Triticum urartu is the source of this 9687-nucleotide messenger RNA. The record is from RefSeq and is a predicted model, not a curated record. Lineage: Eukaryota; Viridiplantae; Streptophyta; Magnoliopsida; Poales; Poaceae.